Molecule: messenger RNA, 1547 nt
Organism: Anolis sagrei ordinatus
Lineage: Eukaryota; Metazoa; Chordata; Lepidosauria; Squamata; Anolidae
Source: RefSeq, a predicted model, not a curated record
GACCCCGUCCACUCCUUCUUCAUUCCUGCAUUCCCUCCUUCCCCGCUUCCCAGCUGACAGCCUCCGUCUCCGCCUGCCUGCCCGCCCGCCUGCCUGCCUGCCUGGGCGCCUGCUGCUUCUCCUCCUCGUUCUCCUCGUUCUCCUCGUUCGUCCUCCAGGAUGAGCCCCGGCCGGUACCUCCUCCGCUCCCUGCUCCUCCUCAUCCUCGCCGCCUUCUCCGCCAACGCCAGCAACUGGCUGUAUUUGGCCAAGCUUUCAUCGGUGGGGAGCAUCUCCGAGGAGGAGACCUGCGAGAAGCUGAAGGGCCUGAUCCAGCGGCAGGUGCAGAUGUGCAAGAGGAACCUGGAGGUCAUGGACUCGGUCCGGCGGGGGGCGCAGCUGGCCAUCGAGGAGUGCCAGUUCCAGUUCCGCAACCGCCGGUGGAACUGCUCCACGCUGGACGGCCUGCCUGUCUUCGGCAAGGUGGUCACGCAAGGUGAGCGUCUUGCAUUCAGACCAUUGGAGGCCCAUAUCUGGCCCUUCCCGGGCCCAUGUCAAUGGGCUAUUAUUCUCCCAGCUGCGUUACGAGUUGCUCCAGGCUACACGAUUGGUGCUGUCCCCAGCCUUGCCCCAACCAUCCUUCGGAGGGUUCGGAUACAAAUGAAGUUGGUUGCCAUCAGAGCUUGGAAAAGGUUCAUUUUUGGGAUUGCCCAGAUCUCCCAUCCAACCUUGAUGAUGAAAUUCGACUAUCUCUCGAUCUCUUUUGGGUUGGACUGGAUGGCCCUUGGGGUGGAAGGGGUUGAUUCUGUGACGCAGGAAAGGCUCACCCUCUCUUUCCUCCUCUCUUCCAUGCAGGCCAUCCUCAGCCACAUGCGUGUGGAGUGCAAGUGCCACGGCGUCUCGGGCUCCUGCGAGGUGAAGACCUGCUGGAAAGCCAUGCCUCCCUUCCGGAAAGUGGGCAACGUGCUGAAGGAGAAAUUCGACGGGGCCACGGAGGUGGAGCAGCAGCAGCGGAGGGGUGGCUCCUCGUCAUCGUCGUCGUCGUCCGCCAAAGUGCUGGUGCCCAAGAACUCCCAGUUCAAGCCACACACGGACGAGGACCUGGUCUACCUGGACUCCAGCCCCGACUUCUGCGACCACGACGCCCGCAGCGGUGUCCUGGGCACCGGGGGGCGCCACUGCAACAAGACCUCCAAGGCCAUCGACGGGUGCGAGCUGAUGUGCUGCGGGAGGGGUUUCCACACGGACGAGGUGGAGCUGGUGGAGCGCUGCAGCUGCAAGUUCCACUGGUGCUGCUUCGUCAAGUGCAAACAGUGCCACCGGGUGGUGGAGAUGCACACGUGCCGGUGACACGCACGUACGCACGCACGCGGUGGACACAGAACGCUCUCUUUCGAUAAAGACAAACUAUAUUUAAAGCCCUCGAACGCACGGCUCCUUGGGUGAUUCGUUCAUUGGUGAGGCCCUCGGAAUAUUCCGAGUACUCCGGAGCCGUCCCUUCCGCUCUCUCUUUUUUUGGGGAGACCCAGAACUCUUAUCUUUUUUUAUAAAGAAAAACAAUAUUUAAA